Molecule: messenger RNA, 627 nt
Organism: Cicer arietinum (chickpea)
Lineage: Eukaryota; Viridiplantae; Streptophyta; Magnoliopsida; Fabales; Fabaceae
Product: 18 kDa seed maturation protein-like
Biological process (GO): embryo development ending in seed dormancy
Source: RefSeq, a predicted model, not a curated record
GAGUGCACUAUAUGCACUAAGCAAAAAGAGAACGCAUUCUAGAAAAAACAUAUAGAAAGGAACAAUCAAAGAAUCGAUAGUUGAAAAAAAUAAUUGAAAAUGCAGGGAGGAAAGAAAGUGGGAGAGAACAUUAAGGAAACAGCUGCCAACAUUGGUGCUUCUGCCAAAUCUGGUAUGGAGAAGACCAAGGCCAAUGUCCAAGAGAAGACGGAGAAGAUGACGGCACAUGAUCCCUUGCAAAAGGAGAUGGCAACUCAAAAGAAAGAAGAAAGGGUUAACCAGGCGGAGCUAGAUAAGCAGGCAGCGCAUCAACACAACGCUGCGGCCACCGCUGGGCACUUGGGGCAGGGUCGACACCACACUACUGGCACUGGGUAUGGAACUGGCGGCACUUACCCUUAGAAUUAGGUUUUAUAUGUAUCGGAAAAAAAAAAGUUAGUUAAUGUUGUUAGGGGGUAUGGUUUGUUUGUUUUCAUCUUCGGUCGUUGUCCUGUUUGUGUCAUUCCCUUUUAUUUUUUGGUAUGAGCUUGUGAAAGUUCCUACGUGUACGUGGAACGUUUUGAAUCGUGCAAUUGUAAUUUCCCUUUGUUUCAAUCAAAAUAGAACAUGUGAUUGGGUAAAAAUGAA